UCCUCCGCUGCGCUAAGGUCACCGCUGUCAUUCGGUAGCUAACCAACAGCCGAAGGAGGCGGAGGAGACCCAGCAAAGGAAGGUGCACGAAAGAAGCAGCUAAACUCAGCAAAAUGUCUCUGUCUAACAAACUCACACUGGACAAGGUGGACGUCAAGGGGAAGCGGGUCGUUAUGAGAGUCGACUUCAACGUUCCAAUGAAGGACAAGGCGAUCACAAACAACCAGAGGAUCAAGGCAGCCGUCCCCAGCAUCCAGCACUGCCUGGAUCAUGGAGCCAAGUCUGUGGUGCUGAUGAGUCACCUGGGCCGUCCUGACGGAAACGCCAUGCCUGAGAAAUACUCCCUGGAGCCCGUCGCUGCAGAGCUCAAGACCCUCCUAGGGAGGGACGUCACCUUCCUGAAGGACUGUGUGGGCCCUGAGGUGGAAGCUGCCUGUGCUGACCCCACCUCUGGAUCCGUCAUCCUGCUGGAGAACCUCCGCUUCCACGUUGCCGAGGAGGGCAAAGGGAAGGAUUCCUCUGGGAACAAGACGAAGGCAACCCAGGAGCAGAUUGACUCCUUCAGAGCGUCUUUGUCCAAACUGGGAGACGUUUACGUCAAUGAUGCCUUUGGGACGGCUCACAGAGCGCACAGCUCCAUGGUGGGAGUGAAUCUGCCUCAGAAGGCAGCUGGUUUCCUUAUGAAGAAGGAGCUCGACUACUUCGCCAUGGCUCUGGAAAAACCUCAGAGGCCCUUCCUGGCUAUCCUCGGAGGAGCAAAGGUGAAAGAUAAGAUCCAGCUGAUCAACAACAUGUUGGAUAAGGUUGAUGAGAUGAUCAUCGGGGGUGGCAUGGCUUUCACCUUCCUCAAAGUCCUCAACAACAUGGAGAUCGGUACCUCCCUGUAUGACGAGGAGGGCGCCGGCAUCGUCAAAGACCUGAUGGCCAAAGCUGAGAAGAACAAAGUCAAGAUCACGCUGCCCGUCGACUUCGUCACUGCUGACAAGUUCGACGAACAUGGUGACACCGCUACUUGCUGCGCCAAGUGGAACACAGAAGACAAAGUCAGCCAUGUCAGCACGGGAGGCGGAGCCAGCCUGGAGCUGCUGGAGGGUAAAGUCCUGCCAGGUGUGGAUGCCCUGAGUAACGCUUAAACCUUCAUCAACUGGAGAGCGAGUGUGUGUACGAGAGGUGGUUAGCUACGCAGCCAGACUCCUGUUUACUCCCAGAACAUCCCCAGAAGUGAAAUAAGACAAAUCCCAUCUUAACCCUGCAGCCGUUUCAUGUUCAGUCUUUGUUUUUGAAGUUGUGACUCAGAGGAGGAAAACAUCACCUCACACCUGCUGUCGUUAAUGAGUAGAGCGCCCUGCCUUACUUCGACAUGCUUCUCAAAGCCACUCUGCUGAAAGUAGGAGCCUUUACUUAACGGUUAGGACAAAAAAGAUCAACCUCAUCAAGGUGGAAGUCGUUUCUUUCUGCUGAAACACAAACGGCCUCUGCACUGACUGAAUCUGGGUUCAAACAGCAACGUCUGCUUCACUGUAAACUUCCGCAGUGGCUCGUGUGUGUAAAUGUUUUGCUGCGUCACUUUUGCCUCCCUGGGAACGUCACUACACCACCCUGAGUGUGUAUACAUGCAGAGUGUAUAUAUUAAAAUAUAUGAGAGAAAUGGUAACUUGGUGUGUUACAUUUUGUCUGUUGGCACUAACGUCUGCUCUGGUCGUCUGUCCUCUGUGGUGGUUGUUGGUUUCGAGCGGCUUCAGACUGAGAUGUCUCGGCUGAUCGGUUCAGGCUAAUAAAACUGUCUCUGUGUUAAAAA
This is a messenger RNA of Neolamprologus brichardi, 1798 nucleotides long. The record is from RefSeq and is a predicted model, not a curated record. NCBI's taxonomy places the organism in Eukaryota, Metazoa, Chordata, Actinopteri, Cichliformes, Cichlidae.